Molecule: messenger RNA, 1278 nt
Organism: Penicillium paradoxum
Lineage: Eukaryota; Fungi; Ascomycota; Eurotiomycetes; Eurotiales; Aspergillaceae
Product: putative zinc metallopeptidase
Exons: 2
Coding region: 1-1278 (425 amino acids)
Molecular function (GO): hydrolase activity
Source: RefSeq, a predicted model, not a curated record
AUGCAACUACGAGAGAACAUAAAUCAAGACCUGGGUGAAAUUAUCAGCCGCCAUCGCCCAGAUCUAAAACCCUUCGAAGAUGUCUAUCGACACCUACAUACCGAACCCGAACUAUCAGGCCAAGAGGAGCAAACCGCCAAGAUAGCAUCUGAUCAUCUCAAAGCAGCAGGAUUCGAAGUGCACACGAAAAUCGGUGGCCAUGGCGUAGCAGGAAUCCUUCGCAAUGGCAAUGGCCCAACAAUCCUCCUACGGGCGGAUAUGGACGCAUUGCCCGUAGAAGAACAAACCGGUCUACCAUACGCCAGCACAAAACAUGUUAAGGACGUCGACGGAUCCAAGAAGCCUGUUAUGCACGCCUGCGGACACGAUUCCCAUGUCGCAACGCUAAUGGCAGCCGCUACACUCCUGCAAUCCGCUCGCAAGCAUUGGAGCGGUACCUUGAUCUGCAUCUUCCAACCUGCCGAGGAACAUCUCAACGGCGCACAAGCGAUGCUAAACGACGGGCUGUACGACAGAAUCCCCAAGCCGGACGUUGUUCUCGCGCAGCAUGUGACGCGGAUGCGUGCUGGCACAAUCAAUCUCCGCGCAGGUCCGUUCCUCACAGCCGCGGACUCUUUCGAUGUCCGCGUCUUCGGCCGCGGGGGUCAUGGAUCAGCACCGCAUACGACAAUAGAUCCUAUCGUUAUCGGUGCAUCCAUCGUCACUCGCUUGCAGACUAUUGUCUCGCGCGAAGUCACGCCGGGCAAGCUGGCGGUUGUUACCUGUGGUAGUAUCCAUGCUGGCAGCUCGCCGAAUAUCAUCCCAGCAUAUCUUGAUCUACAGCUCAAUGUGCGGACUUAUGAUGAAAAUUUGCGAAAACGCAUUUGUGCUUCGAUUCAUCGUAUUAUUGAGGCUGAGUGUAAGGCUGCUGGUGCUGUACAGAAGCCGGAGAUUAAGCUUGUUUCUUCGAGUCCGUCGACUAUCAAUGAUGGACGCACUAUUGAUGCUCUCCGUGAGACUUUCCAGCCGUAUUUCGGAGAUGAUUUGGUUGAUAUGGAGCCCCCGACUGCUAGUGAGGACUUUUCUCUACUGGCGACUGCUGCGGGCGCACCUUAUGUUAUUUGGAUGUUUGGUGGAACUGAUUCUCAGACCUGGGAAGAUGCAGUCGCGAAGGGCACAGUUGAUGAGCUGCCGAGUAACCACUCGCCGUUCUUUGCGCCGGUUAUCCAACCUACGUUGCGCACGGGCGUGGAUGCUAUUGCACUUGGAGCCCUGACAUUCUUGAAGAAACAAAAAUGA